Molecule: messenger RNA, 5991 nt
Organism: Anolis carolinensis (green anole)
Lineage: Eukaryota; Metazoa; Chordata; Lepidosauria; Squamata; Anolidae
Gene: bfsp1
Product: beaded filament structural protein 1
Exons: 8
Coding region: 602-2557 (651 amino acids)
Biological process (GO): lens fiber cell development
Cellular component (GO): cytoplasm; intermediate filament
Molecular function (GO): structural constituent of eye lens
Source: RefSeq, a predicted model, not a curated record
UGGGAUACCUGUAUAUUGAAUUAUGGUAGCAUCAGCAUGUGGUGCCUAUUCCUUUCACUAGAAUUUCUGGGGUGCAUUUGGCAUUAUGAAUUAUUUUUGAAACAACUCCCUGAAAGACACCAGCUAUGAGUUAAAUGUGACAUUCUAAUGGGGUGAAAGUGACAGAAAAGGACACACAAACAAAAAAGCAGAAUGCUUGAACUCAUUUUCUAAACCCACAAUUGUUUUAUUUUCUGCCUUUGCCUCCCCUUCUAAUCCACCUCGUAAAAGCAGGACAUUUCUCCCCCUUUGCUUUCACAAGUCUGCACACAAUUGAAACAGAUGAGAAAUAAUGAAAAAAUGCUGACAGAAUGGAAAACAAGCAAGCUGCGGCAGUGAGGAGGUGGGGCCCUUUCAUUUUAUUUAGUUUCUCCCCCAAGCAGUUGGGGCUUGGAAUCAUAGAACAGCGAAGUUGGUGAGUUAUUUAGGAUGCAGUGGGAGAGCUGAGAACAUUCCUGCCCCUCUUUCUGUUCCAAAACCAAGAAACAUUUCAUGCAGAAACUGGGCAGAGGACCAUUUGAACAGAGGACAAUCUUUGGUGCUUCACACUCUUUCCCAUACUAUGUACAGGAGCAGCUUUUUGCGUGAAAUUCGCAAGGAGAAGUAUGAAAGGUCAGACACUUAUGAGGAGCUGCCAGAAUCAUCAGAAUUUGGCAGCCUGGCCCAGGCCCAAGGCCUGGAAAACCUGCAGGAGCUCAAUGAGCGCUUUGGCAAUUACAUCAAUCGGGCGCGGGUACUCGAGCAGCGCAAUGCCAUCCUCCGCAAGCAGCUUGAGACAUUCCAGCGCAUGGAAGAGCUGUCCGGCUUAGAAGAGGCAUUCACUGCUCAAAUAGAUCACAAUCGCCAGCGUGUUCGUGAACUAGGCACUGAGAGGUCCAAGCUGUCGCGGGAGGAGAAAGAUGCCCAGCGCAUGCUGGAUGAAUUUCGUAACAAAUAUAGAAAUGAAUGUGAGUAUCAGCAGAUGCUGAAAACUACUCUUGAGCAGCUUAAUAAGGAAGCUGAUGAAGCUCUGUUGCGUAAUUUGGAACUACAGAUUGAACUGCAGUUCUUGCAAGAUGAUGCUAAUUCUACAAAGGACAGAUACAAGAAGGACCUCAUGGAAAUUCAGACGUAUGUCAGCAUUUUACAACAGAUUGUGCAAACAAUCCCCCGGGUGUCCAGCCUGACAGGUGAAGUCAGUGAGGAGAGGCUGAUAACUGAGAGGAAAAUACCCAUUCUUCAGGGUCAGUUAGAAGAAUACAAGAGUGUCCUUUGCCAGCUCCAGGCUCAAAAAAUAAAACUGCAGACAGAGACAACAAUGCUGGAGCAGGCGAUCAAGAGCACCCAGGAGAGCUACGAGGAUGAGAUCCAGUUGUACAACGAGCAGAUUGACACUCUGAGGAAGGGCAUAGAAGAGGCAGAAAGGACCCUGGAAAAAUACACCAAUGACUGCCGUCAGCUCUCCAUUUAUAAGCAGUCCCUGGAGAAUGAACUAGAGCGUUACAAACGUAUUAUUGAGAAUGAAGAUAGUAGGUUGAAUUCUGCUAUUGUUGGAACCCCUGUAACACUCUUCACGCCGACAUACAGACCCCCACAGGCUCCAACCUUGAGAGGGAGAGACAUUACACUGGUUAUACAAGAUAUAGCUAGUGCAAAGCCAAGGCAAAGAAGUCUGCCCAAGAAGACAUCAAGGCGAAAAGAGAUAACACCUAAAGACCUUACCAAUGGUACACAAUCAGAAAAAAUAUAUGGCCAACCCCUAGAAGGCUUAGAUCAUGAUCAGCAGGAUUUCAAAUAUGAGGGAUUAGUAGUAACAAGUGAACAUGGGCAUGAUGAUAAUGUUGAAGAAGGAACACAGCAAGAAAGAUUUGUAGAUGAUGUACCUGAUGGGGCACAGAUAAGCAGCGCUUUUGAUAAAUUGUGCAAUAUAGUCAGAGACAGAAUCAGAUGCUAUCAGAGACCAGAAGCUAAAACAGAUUUCUAUACUAAAGGGCGUUAUGUCCUUGUCACAGGAGAGGGCAGCUAUGAGGAACCCAGUUUCAUCUCUUCACCCAUUCCUUCUUCAGGUGAGAUCACUGUUUCUGACAGUGAAGGAAAGAUGCUAAAUGAAAAAGAUGUACAACUCAAACCAGAGUUGCCCGAGCCAUUUGAGCAUGACAAAGGUGAACCUGAAGCCUACGAAACACCAGAGGGGCCCAAAAGUCAGGAAGAUAUAAUUGGUACCAUACCAACUGCAGGAAUACAAGAAUACAGACCAGAACGCAAAGAAAAGGAAGAUGUAGCUGAACAGCUGGAAAAGCCGGAAGAAAAAGGUGCAGAGGCAGGAGUUUAUGUCAGCAAAGAAUAUGACAGAGAAAUCAGUUUUUCUUUCAAGGACCUGAGCCCACCAAAUAUCAUGAGUUAUGAAAAGGUGGAAAUGAUGGAAUCCAUUGAAAAAUUCUCAGAUGACAAAGUACAGAGCUAUGAAGAAACAGCUAUGGUUGUGGAAACCAUGAUUGAGAAGACCAGCAAGAAGAGGAUGGGAGACAAGAGCUCUUAACAUGCUCCUUAAGACAGACAAUGUGUCCAGUUCAGACUUAUUACAGCUAUGACUUAUUACAGCUAUGAGCUAUGACUCCAUAUAUACUCAUGUAUAAGUCUAGAAAUUUUAGUCAAAUCACUUUUAAAAACCUGGCUUGGCUUAUUCAUUGGUCAACAUGAGUAGUACUGUUACUCUUAUCAAAAAAGGAAACGUGUCCUUCUGUGAGUAAAGUGCUGAAAGUCAAGAGCUUAGUCCCUCCCAGGAUAACAUAAAAGGAGCACCAAGCCCUUCUUCUCUUUCCACUGUGGCACCACUAACCUUUUAGAGUGCCUGGGUGGGGAAAUAUCAGCAGUGGCCAGAUGCCGCUGUCCCCAAGACAGUGUUAGAUCUUUCCUCUUUCCACAGAAACACUCUCAAUUAAUUCACAGAUCAUAUCAAAAUCCAUAAUUUUUGUCCCCAAUCCUGCCCUUGGUUUAUAUGAGGCCAACAUAUACAUGAAUAUAUAUGAGUGUCAUUCAAAAAAAUAAUUCCUCAUUUUUUAUAAUUUAUUGAUUCAAAAUAAUUGAAAGUUGGUAACUGUACCAAUGAAUGCUUCUUUUACAUGUACCAUUUUUCUUCAUUAUCUCCAUCAACUUGUAUGGUCUUACAUCAGCAUGAAACAAGUGCAUGUACUUGCCACCACCAGCUCUUGUCCUGUGUAUUUAGUCACCUCCAUUCUGCACCAAUUACGGUGUUGUCCUCUUAAAAGUGAGUCCAAUGCAAAGCUGCUUUAAAAGACCCAAAGAGAUGGAAAUCUGACGAUGCCAGAGCUGGACAUUUUGCAGAUGCGUGCCCAUGUUCUCAACUUGUAUGAGGGUGUGCUUUGCCAUGCUGGAGCAACAUUUUUGCUAGAUUCUUGCCAGGCUAAACUUGCCUUGAGGAACCAUUUUGCGUAGAGUUUCAAAUAUCUAAAAGCUUUAAUAAUUGAAUACACACUUCCAAUGCUUACCAAUAGCUUUAGGGCUAGUUAUUAUGUUGUGUCGAUUCACAUUCGCACAGUUCCACGUCUGGAGUAUCGACUGUGGCAGGACAUUCAGCACACAGCAGAUCACGGAGCUUGGUUUCUGCACUUCCCAAUGCUGAAACUCUCUUAGUGAACUGUCCAAUGGUGUUCCUAUCCACUGCACAGCUUCCAAACACUGCACACAAACAUUUAUGUUCACCACAUUUUCAUUUUCAUGAACCAAGAAUUCAACUAUAGCUCGUUGCUGUUAAUGGGAGUCUCCAACAGAGGCCAUUUUAACAGUUCACUACAUCUCCACCAUCUGUUGAAAUGACUUGAAACUCAGUAGAAAUUUCACUGGAGAAAUUUCAGAUUUCAAGCACAGAAGUUCAUUUUUCUAUCUUUUUUAAUGGAGGAGAAAAAAUGUGGGACAUUAUUUUUUGAAUGACCAUCCUACAUUAGUAACCUUAUGGAACACUGCUAGAAUGAGUGGUGUGAAAACUGUUGACUAAAGUAUAUAUCUUGCUUGAUUUCACCCCUUGAUAUGAAACUGGUUUUGUCUCCAUAGCAUUGUAUUUUUUCUAAGGUCAUCGGCCUAAUUCAUACAUUAUCCACUCUGUUAUACUGUUGGAAAGCUUCUCCUAAUCACCUCCAAGCUCAUUCACAUAUACCUUUGUAGUGGUAGUACAUGCAAGCCUCCAUUUGCAUGGUGGUUUCCUGUUAACAGCAAGAAUGGGCACAACCAGUGGAGAAAGAGGUUAGGGUUAUAAUUUAAGAGGAACAACAACAUUCUGAGCUCAUCUAUGCCAACCCCUACACUCUUGGUAUUUACUAAAACCUUUAAAGGAACUUAGUUUCAAACUGUUGCCCCAAUCCACGAAGAAACUGGCAAAUACAUUGUUGAGCUGAACCCUACUGGUUGGUUGCUAAAGAGCACACAGUAGGAGGAAAAACACAUCCCUUUCUUUCUUGAUCAAAAGAUCUUCUUGAACAAAACAUAAAUCAAGCUGGAUUGGGGCCAGUAUUGUUUGGUAUAAUUACAUUUAGAUUUGUGUGUCUGAUGUAGCUAGGAGAAGAGAUUUUUUUUUCCCUUGGAGUGCUUAUUAGAAAACACUGAUUUCUGCAUUUCUAAGCAGGUUCUAGAUAUGAAUUUUAGCUGGUGACGUGUAUUUUAUUUUUAUUUGAUAAGAAUUUGGCCUUUGAGAGGGUGUUUUCCAGAGGGUGGAUUUUCAUAUUACAGUACAUUGAAAAAAGUCAUUUGGAAGUAUGUUUACAUUGAAGAACAUAUGAUUGCACUUAAUGGAACUUACUACAAAGAAGGUUUACAUGCAAUUAUACAUUCAGUGGAUUAUUAUUAUUAUUAUUAUCAUCAUCAUCAUCAUCAUCAUCUUUAUUUAUACCCCCGUCUUUCUCCCUGUGGGGACUUAAGGCAGCUAACACUCCACACUAGUUUAAAAGGUGUAAUACAAAAGUUAAAAAACAAGUAAAUAAGUGUGCUAAAAACAGAAUUCAAAUACUGUAAAUAAUGGCCUUUAAAACUCAUAUUCCCCCCAAUUCCACCCAAAAAUAUUUAACAAGGCUGCAAAAACAGAACCAGUUCCAGGGGUAUCAAUUCAGAUCAUAGGCUAACUAUUCAUGGCAUUGUUCUGUGCAUUUAGAGGAGACUGGUGGUUCUAGUCCAGAGAUGUCCAAUUUAAAAUAAUCUGCUAGUGGCCAUCAUCACAUGUGGAGGAUGCUAAUUCCAUCAUUCCAAUUUUCUAACAAGCAUCAGAUAAUAUAUGGGUUCAUUCCUUUCAUACCUUAGUGCAGGUGAGAUGACUGGAGACAUGACAAGGAACUCAUUCUGGUGUCAUGUUAUUUUGAAGGAUAACCAUCGCAUUAUAUUGAUAAAUGUUUCACAUUUAAAAAUUGACAUUAUUUUUCAGCCCAAGUACCAAUGUUAAACACCGAAUGUUUUCAUCGCAGAAAUGCCAAGAGAGAGAAACUACCUGAACCUCCGUGGCCUAGGGGAUAAAGCCUUAUGACUUGAAGGUUGGGUUGCUGACCUGAAGGCUGCCAGGUUUGAAUCCCACCCUGGGAGAGCGCGGAUGAGCUCCCUCUAUCAGCUCCAGCUCCAUGCGGGGACAUGAGAGAAGCCUCCCACAAGGAUGGUAAAACAUCAAAACAUCUGGGCGUCCCCUGGGCAACGUCCUUGCAGACAGCCAAUUCUCUCACUCCAGAAGCAACUCUGGUUGCUCCUGACACGAAAAAAAAAAUCCAUAUAGAAACAUAGCUCAUUGAAAAUUUAAAGUUCUACUGGGGUUUCACAUUGUAUGUGGUACUUCAAAGAAGGAUUUUGCAAUUUUUUGUUAUUUACUGAAUAUCGAGGAGUUGGCCAUUAGCCUGAAGUUAAUUGUUGGGGAAUUUCGUUGCAGAGAAUGGUCUUGAAGCCUCUUCAGAAUAAAGAUUUUUUUGCUUGCUUAUUUCUAAA